CACGAGCCUGCCUAGUGGAGGCUUUCGCAGCGAGCAUGUACCACAGACUGUCCCAAUCAGGAAGGCGCGGUGCCUGCGCUCCUGGGGGGGGCGCCCGCUUGCUGAGCGAAACCCCAGACAGUUCAUUUAAAAGAAGUGAAAGAAGACGCACCUCUGGACUCCCGAAAGGGUUAUUCGGUCUCAGGCUGGCUAUAAAAAUGCUAUUGGCUGUUACUUGACACGGCCAAAGUACAGCCAGAAUGUCUUCUCCCUCUAUUCAGUGCAUUUGUUAUUUUGGCUGAAAGGAAGUAAGCAGCACUCCACGCUCGCAGACCGAAGAUGGAGCAACAGGAUCCAACCAAGAAGGAGGGGAGGCUGACACUUGUACUUUCACUGGCGACGCUGAUAGCGGCCUUUGGGUCAUCCUUCCAGUAUGGGUACAACGUGGCCGCCGUUAACUCCCCUGCCGAGCUCAUGAAAGCAUUUUAUAAUGAGACCUAUUUUGAACGUAACAAUAACUACAUAAAUGAGUUUUCCUUGACCUUGCUGUGGUCUGUCUCCGUGUCCAUGUUCCCCUUUGGAGGUUUCAUCGGAUCCCUCAUGGUCGGCCCCUUGGUGAAUAAACUUGGCAGGAAAGGGACCUUGCUCUUCAACAACAUCUUUUCCAUAGUUCCCGCCAUCUUAAUGGGGUGCAGUGAGGUAGCCCGGUCGUUUGAGAUGAUCAUUUUGUCCAGACUUUUGGUGGGAAUAUGUGCAGGUCUGUCUUCCAACGUUGUCCCCAUGUACUUGGGGGAGCUGGCUCCUAAAAAUCUGAGGGGGGCCCUCGGGGUGGUACCUCAGGUUUUCAUCACUGUCGGCAUUCUUGUGGCCCAGAUCUUUGGUCUUCGGAACCUCCUUGCAAACAAAGAAGGCUGGCCAAUCCUCCUCGGGCUGACUGGCAUCCCGGCGGCUCUGCAGCUCCUCUUCUUGCCCUUCUUCCCCGAGAGCCCCCGGUACCUGCUGAUCCAGAAGAAGGAUGAAGAAGCUGCCAGAAAUGCGCUGAAGAGGCUGCGAGGCUGGGACAACGUGGACUGGGAGAUGGAGGAGAUCCAGCAGGAGGACGAGGCCGAGAAGGCGGCAGGCUUCAUCUCCGUGCUGAAGCUGUUCAGCAUGAGGUCCCUGCGGUGGCAGGUCAUCUCCAUCAUCAUCCUCAUGGGCGGCCAGCAGCUGUCGGGAGUGAACGCGAUCUACUACUAUGCAGACCAGAUCUACCUGAGUGCCGGGGUGAACGAUCAUGAUGUCCAGUAUGUGACAGUGGGCACCGGGACUGUCAACGUGCUGAUGACCAUCUGUGCCGCGUUCGUGGUGGAGCUCCUGGGACGCAGGUUCCUGCUCCUUCUGGGCUUCUCUGUCUGCUUCACGGCCUGCUGCGUGCUGACGGUCGCUCUGGCCCUGCAGGACACAAUAUCCUGGAUGCCUUAUGUCAGCAUUGCCUGUGUCAUCUGCUACGUCGUAGGACACGCCCUUGGGCCCAGUCCCAUCCCCGCGCUGCUCAUCACGGAGAUCUUCCUGCAGUCCUCCCGGCCGUCGGCCUUCAUGGUGGGCGGCAGUGUCCACUGGCUUUCCAACUUUACUGUGGGCUUGAUCUUCCCGUUCAUUCAGGUGGGCCUUGGAGCUUACAGCUUCAUCAUUUUUGCUGUGAUAUGUCUCCUCACCACCAUCUACAUCUUCCUGGUUGUCCCCGAGACCAAGGCCAAGACAUUCAUGGAAAUCAAUCAGAUUUUCACCAAGAUGAAUAAGGUGUCAGAGGUGCACCCAGAAAAGGAGGAACUAAAGGACUUCCCGCUCUCUACUUUGGGGCAGUAACUCCAGAAGAGGAGCCUGCCAAGCGGGUCUGUGUGGAGCUUCCCUCUGGGCUUUUAUUCCUGACCAGUAGUUGUCUGCGAGCAUCCAGAAUGAGGACCAGCCCAGGGUGGAAUGCAGGCCCCACUGGGACUGUCCAAAGGGCUUCUGUGGUGUCUCUCUCCAGACUGACCCACCAUUCCCGAUUCACUGUGAGCAGGUGCGUCUAGCUGUGCUGGGCUAGCCCUGGGGUAGUAGCUCCCGAUAACAGCUGCUCUUACAAAGAAAAUCAUCACUACAGUGAUGGGAUGGAAGGAACUGCCUCUGGCCAGAGAAAGGAACUCUUCUGCAAUCCCAUGGGUCUUCUCAGGGCCAGAGGCCUGUAUUCAGAGGGAUCCUUCCUCUUGCCAGGUCCAUCUUCAGAAAUACCAGUCCUACAAAGUGUGAUGUCUGAGAAGCUGGGGCAGGUCCCUGUGGAGACUUUAGUCAGAGAUGAUUAAUCCUGAAUUAUAUCGCUGAUGGACAAUGGCAUUGCCUCUGUAUGCUCAAUAAAACACGUAUGAUCACUUCUCACCAA
Canis lupus familiaris (dog) is the source of this 2377-nucleotide messenger RNA. RefSeq names its product solute carrier family 2, facilitated glucose transporter member 5. Lineage: Eukaryota; Metazoa; Chordata; Mammalia; Carnivora; Canidae. The coding region runs from base 319 to 1824 and encodes 501 amino acids. The record is from RefSeq and is a predicted model, not a curated record. Gene Ontology annotation, biological process: fructose transmembrane transport. The transcript has 12 exons. Gene Ontology annotation, cellular component: membrane. Gene Ontology annotation, molecular function: fructose transmembrane transporter activity.